AUGUCUGAGAUCACUCACCCCACUAUCAAGGAUGGCUGGUUCUCCGAGCAGUCGGACAUGUGGCCCGGUCAGGCCAUGAACCUCAAGGUCAACCAGAUCCUGCACCACGAGAAGUCCAAGUACCAGGAUGUCCUUGUCUUCGAGAGCACCGACUACGGCACCGUCCUCGUUCUGGACAAUGUCAUCCAGUGCACCGAGCGGGAUGAGUUCUCGUACCAGGAGAUGAUUACUCACCUGGCCAUGAACUCCCACCCCAACCCCAAGAAGGUCCUGGUCAUCGGUGGUGGAGAUGGUGGUGUCCUCCGUGAGGUUGUCAAGCACGAGUCCGUCGAGGAGGCCAUCCUGUGCGACAUUGACGAGGCUGUCAUCCGUGUCUCCAAGAAGUACCUCCCCGGCAUGAGCAUCGGCUUCCAGCACCCCAACGUCAAGGUCCACGUCGGCGACGGCUUCCAGUUCCUCAGGGACCGCAAGAACGAGUUCGACGUCAUCAUCACCGACAGCUCUGACCCUGAGGGUCCCGCCGAGAGCCUCUUCCAGAAGCCCUACUUCGAGCUCCUGCGCGAUGCUCUUCGUGACGGAGGUGUCAUCACCACACAAGGUUGUUCGUCGCCUUUCCUUUCUCCCAUCUGCCCUUUGUCACCUUUCCCUCUCCUGUCACACCUCUUCCUUCCUCUCAUUCUCUUCCUCGCCGAUUCACACCCCCACUCAUCGUUAUCUAGUGCCACUUCUCGCGGAGCACAAGCACAUACUGCCUAG
Aspergillus thermomutatus is the source of this 756-nucleotide messenger RNA. It is a transcript of the gene SPE3, whose product is annotated as spermidine synthase. Gene Ontology annotation, biological process: spermidine biosynthetic process. Gene Ontology annotation, molecular function: spermidine synthase activity. The record is from RefSeq and is a predicted model, not a curated record. Gene Ontology annotation, cellular component: cytosol. The transcript is spliced from 5 exons. The coding region runs from base 1 to 756 and encodes 251 amino acids. NCBI's taxonomy places the organism in Eukaryota, Fungi, Ascomycota, Eurotiomycetes, Eurotiales, Aspergillaceae.